Messenger RNA from Microtus ochrogaster (prairie vole), 2188 nucleotides. RefSeq names its product cilia and flagella associated protein 90 (gene Cfap90). The record is from RefSeq and is a predicted model, not a curated record. Lineage: Eukaryota; Metazoa; Chordata; Mammalia; Rodentia; Cricetidae.
AUACAGGUACAACAUAUGUCUGUGCUGAUCACAUGCACGGAAAGAUACAGGUACAACAUAUGUCUAUGCUGAUACGUGCAACCUCUGCAUUGCUCUCUGGGCAUGACCAAGCUCCACAUGCUUGCAGUGGUGAUGUGGAUCUGAUCAGCUUGCAUUUCAAAUGCCAAUCUCAGUGUUAUGGGUUUUGCAAUUUUCAGGUCCCAUGUCAACACAUGGGCCUGAUAUGGCCUCUCCUGCUUCUCAGUCCUUGUGACCACUAAAAUGGCAGCUAGCAGAGUUACAUUUGAAUGGCUGUGAACAGACCGUUUGUAGCGGGAUUAUUUCAGUCUGGGCUAUGCUGGCUAAACCGAGUUCUCAUCCUAAUUAGUACCAGCCACUUCCACCUUCCCAGGUGUGCAAAGUCUCAUGGCCCCAAGCUGGUCCCUCUUGCUCUGCUUUUGGAAAGGCUGAGAACUGGGAAAGGUUGGGAGUAAAUUACAGGGUUUGUUUGGUUUUGUUUCACUAAUAUCUUCAUGUGGACAGAAAUACUAUCAGGCAUGCUUUCACAACUUCUGCUCAUGGGAGAAGGGAGAUGGCCCCCUUUUCUUUACAUAUCUCCAAGCUCCAGGGAGAUGUCCACAUCGCUAAGUGGUUCCCAGAAAAACUAAAGCCCUUGAGAUUUCGGCUCAUGGUGGGAAAGUUCCUGGCCUUUUUCCUGACUCAUGCUUUACUCGGGCAAUCUGCCAGGCGAGACUACGGGCAAGAAGGAAGUGGGAUUCCUUUAGCUGAGAAGGGAGAGGGUCCAGAGCUGCCUUAAACCCUAGUGACAGCCAUUCUCCUCUGCUCCUGUGACCCGCCCAGCCCACAUUUGAAAAGCAGCUACCGCAUGUUGCUCCAUGUGUGCCGCCCAUUCUUCGGCGCCGUUAACCUUCCAUUAUGCGAGUUACACACGUGGCCCUCUCGUUUCUGCUGGAUCGCGCUGUCCUGAACCUCCGCAGCCUUUCUCAUCGUAAUCACCUGAUUCCUGCAGGCUAUAAGCUCCCUGUGGCCCAGGGCUGUUUGUUUCGGGGCUGUACCAUCGGAUCCUGAGGCAUGGUAAGAAGCGCCCGGAAACUUAGAACAAACUGCGCGAGGAAAGCAGAUGUAGCGGAAUGGGUGUGGUUCCUUAGGCUGUUCCUACCUGGAAAGCCACACACAACCACUGCUAGGUCUCUCCCUGGGUGUGGCGAGAAGGACCUAGAAGGAGGUGGCAAAGAACACACUUCGUCACUCAGCGGAUGCUGAGGGCCAGGCGCAGUUGCCAGGCAACGAUUGAGCACAAACGCCCGGAGGGACGCAGAAACCCCACAAGCUGAUGCUUGAGGCCUGGGCUCCCUAGGCAGAGGGACCGGCCAAGACUAAACAAUGGACCCGGGCAAUACGAAAGAAAAAGCGGAAAAGGGGGAAGAGGAGGAGUGGGGAGUGGAAGAUGGGGAAGAGGAGGAGGAAAUCACUGCCUCCACUCUGCGGGGCAAGCCCCGAUCUCUGCCCAUCUCAGCGGUGCCAGCUUUCAGCUACAUCCCGCCGCGGCACCAGGAACCCAAGGAGCUCAGCUACUUCAGCCGCGAGAGCCAGACAGGGGUCAUCUCCCUCUACGACUGUGUUUUUAAGAGGAGACUAGAUUAUAACCAGAAAUUACAUCGAGAUGAUAGAGAACAUGCCAAAAACCUGGGACUUCAUAUUAAUGAGGAGGAACAGGAAAGGACCGUGCCGGUGCUGAUGUCCUCUGUGUAUGGGAAACGUAUCAAUCAGCCCAUCGAGCCCCUGAACAGAGACUACGGCCGUGUGAACCACGUGCAGACUGACUUCUACAGGAAGAACGACAUCCCCAGCAUCAAGGAGCCUGGCUUUGGGCAUAUCACUCCAGCCUGAAGCCGUCUUGUGGUUUAUAGGGCACGUUGAGGCGCGCUGGCCAGGGAGUGCCCUCCACCCUCACUUUUAUAUCCAUGUUCUCUGCAGCUGCAGGGAUGCACUCUGACCACGGUGGGGGUGGGGAAGCACAUGACUAUCUAAGGGGGCAUGGGCGCUGAACUUGGCCGAGUACUUUCCCUCAUGCUCAAAAGCUCAGUGUAAGGACUGUCACUGGGUUUAUUUAAAAUGACAUCAUACCAGUUCAUUCUGAACACCUGAAUAAAAGGAAAGCUUGCCUCCCUUUGGUAGCAGCUGUGUU